AAAGUGCAAACGAAAACUGGCAGCCCUGUGUUUGACAGAUCGCAUACGCAGUGCAGUGGUGUAGAAAGUGAACGUGUGUGUUGUUUUUGAGAAUAUUUGAAUUUAAUGUUUAUAGUGAUUUACUGAAACAUAAAACAAGAUGGCGACCACAAUGGAGGCGUCGCAGAGCGUCAUCCAGUCGGAGUCGAGGGUCACACACUACCAGGAGGUGACGGAGACGAGGCAGGUCAAGAAGAAGAAGUCGAGUAGACGGCACAAGGAUGAGGGCUCUAUAUCCGUGUCAAAAAGUUCGGAAAAGCUGUUCAAGAAGAUGAAGGCUUCAGAGGAGAACCCAAACUGUGCGAAAUGUUCCCGUCCCGUGUACGCCAUGGAGAGAGUCAAGGCUGAACGUAGAAUUUGGCAUAAGGAGUGCUUCCGAUGUGUGCAGUGCAAUAAACAGCUCACGGUAGAAACAUACCAGAGCGACCACACAACGCUGUACUGCAAGCCGCACUUCAAGCAUUUGUUCGAGCCAAAACCCGUGGAUGAUGAUGAUGAAGUUGAUGCUGCACCAAAGAAACAUCAGAUGAUAAUUUGUGAAAGCAAUCCCGUGGAGCUGCCGCCAGAUGUCGUUAGAGCAUCAGACAAACCAGACCUAGGCCUGGAAGAGCUGGCGUCCCUGGACGUGAAGUCCCGUUUCCAGGUGUUCGAGAAGAAGGCCCAGGUGGAAGAACCCCCAGUGCUGGAACGGCAUCAUCAUGAGAAAAGUGCUACUCUGCUGUCUAAACUUGCUAAAUUCAAAGCGAAGGGAAUGGAUAUCGGUGUGUCUGACGAGUGCCUGAACGGCGUCGCCGUCGAACCUAGCUCCAGUGAACAUGAGGAUGGCGAUGACGAGGAUGAAGUCCUCAAAAACUCAUACAAGCACACAGGCAACCGGGAACAACCCGUCUCCUUCUGCAACAUGAGCGAAAUAGUCGGCCGCUUCGAGAGCGGGCAACACACGAACGAGGAGCGACACCGGGAGCGGAAACAGGAGAUACAGAACAUCAGGAGCCGCUUGUUUCUGGGAAAGCAAGCUAAAAUCAAGGAGAUGUAUGAACAAUCCGUUAUGCAGAGUGAACAAGGAGUAACAUCAUCUGAAAAAAUCGCAAAGGAAUUAGACUUGGACGCAGAGAAAGCAAAAGCUAUUAAGGAGAGGUUUGAAAACGGCGAAGUCUUUAAUGAUGAAAACCAACCUCCUAAGAACAGGGAGCUGGAAGAUAGAGCUGUGUUUAAUGAGGGCAUAGCGAAGAAGUCUAGGUCCAUCUUUCUUGAGCUAGACGCAAAUGCCAAAACAAUGCCUCCAGUAUCCCCCCCACCACAGGAAGCACCCAAACGGAAGGAGUUGCCAUUCGUGCCAAAGGACGUAGUUCGUGCUGCAGACAAAGUAGAAGACGUCAAAAUAGAAACGGCAGAUAUUUCCGAUCGUUUCAAAUUCUUUGAAACUUACCAACCUGAGACUAAACGGAAGGAGUUCAGGAUGACUCCGCCCAGGCAAACUCAGCGGCCAAAAUCCCCAUCCCCAGAGAUAUACCACGAGCCCAGCGUAGUCCGGAGCGACGAAACGCCAGCCGACACAGGCUUGGCCGCCAGCAGACACACCGCAUCCAGGAUGAUUAACGUCUUCCGGGAGAUGGAGGAGCAGACCAGGAGACCGGAGCCUGCUGCAGGCCCAAAGCCGCUGAAACGCUUCACCCCCCCUCCCCCCGGGGAGCACACCCACACGGGCGACACCAGCUCGGAGUACAGUGAGGACAGUGAGGAGGAGUACAUGGAGACCAGGGAAAGGGAUGAGGCGUUGGUGCAGGCUCAACAAUUAGCCCGUACAAAAAGUUUCCGCGACCGUUUCGAGAACUGGUCAGAGAGUGAGCGAACACCAGCUCGUCCCAUCUCUGUCCCGCGCGAGGAGACAGAAGAGGACGGAGAUUCGCUGGCCACUGCUAAGAGCUUACGCGAAAAGUUCGAGAACAUGAAAGUGCAAACGACUACAGUCACCAAAACUUUCGCGCCGAAAGUUAACAGAUUUGUGUGAUUGUUACCAGCACAUCUCCUCGUUACCAAAGCAGUAAUUUAAACGCCUAAAUCUUACUUGCCGUGUGAAAUUAAACAUAUUUAAUUACCCUUAUUAUUUUAGUCAAAAACAUAAGUAUGACUUGGUAUAUAAGUUAAAAAAUCAUGACAAUAAUAUUAGUAUAAGAAACAUACCUAUUAUUAUAUAAAUUUGUUCUUGGUUUUAUUUACUUUAGAUUAAAAAGUCUAUUUAUUAUUAUUU
This is a messenger RNA of Colias croceus (clouded yellow), 2290 nucleotides long. RefSeq names its product F-actin-monooxygenase MICAL3-like. Lineage: Eukaryota; Metazoa; Arthropoda; Insecta; Lepidoptera; Pieridae. Gene Ontology annotation, molecular function: actin filament binding. The coding region runs from base 140 to 2050 and encodes 636 amino acids. Gene Ontology annotation, cellular component: plasma membrane; actin cytoskeleton. Gene Ontology annotation, biological process: actin filament bundle assembly. The record is from RefSeq and is a predicted model, not a curated record. The transcript is spliced from 17 exons.